AUGCCUUCCGAGAAGGCUCCCUUCUACGACCCGGUCCCUCCGACCUACGAUGAAGCCCUGGCUACUGGAAGUCGACGCGAUUACAGCUGGGGCCCUUCCAGAUCCUCGAUAGACAAUCGUGAUGCUGAUGAAGCAGAACAGCAGACUCUCCUGCGACAACCAGAGAGUUCCGCCGGCCCUUCCAGACAACCCCAUGGAUACCGGCCGCCCACGGUAGAAACCGACGAUGAGUCUAGUCUAUUCGGGAGCGACAGCGAGUUGGACGAUGACGAGGAGGCCGCACAGGUACGGCGAGAAAUGCAAGAGAUGGAAAUAGAAGAGCCGUCCGCGUCACGGAGCUCGGUAUGGAGUAAGAGGAUAGGAUUCUCCUUGUCGUUGCCGAAAUGGAAAUGGUCCUGGAGACCAAGAUUACCGCGAUUCCGUAUUCAACUUCCCUCACGCGCCGCCGCCGAACCAACCAGCGACGAAAACGAGAACGAAUCUGUCACCAACUCUGAAACUAGGCGGCAAUGGCCACAGAUGAAUUCCAUGGCGCUGAUUAUAGUCUUUGCCCGCCUCGUCGCACUCUUAAUUGUUCUCAGCUUCAUCUAUUUCCUCUUCGCGACCGGAUUCUUUAGCGGGUUUUCUGGCCGUAUGCCAGGGGGCCGGCGCUUCGACCCGGAAGAUCUCAAAUCUUUUCUACAAUCCCACGUCGAUCCGAUGCGCAUGCGGGCCUCUGUUCUACAUUACUCACACUAUGCACAUAUUGCUGGCACCGAAGGAGACUACGCCAUGGCCAUGGACGUUGAAAGCAUGUUUCACCGUGCCGGAUUGGAGUCGGUGCAGCUUGACGAAUAUUACGUUUAUGUUAACUAUCCUCGAAAGGACGGCCGGACCGUGCAGAUCAUGGAUACAGACGGCAAGAAGGCCAAAUGGACAGCCAAGUUGGACGAAGAAGAACGUGGCGGCGAAACAGCAGGACGCCAAACAUAUGCUUUUCAUGCACAUUCCAAAUCCGGAGAUGUCAAGGGUCCUCUGAUAUAUGCCAAUUACGGAUCCCGAGACGACUUCCAAAAGCUCAAGGAGAAAGGAAUCGAUACGAAAGGAGCCAUUGCUCUAGUGCGACACUUGGGCACACAAAAAGAUGAAGCCCUCAAGGUCAAAGCGGCAGAGCUUGCUGGCUUUGCAGGAUGCUUGGUAUAUAGCGAUCCCGCUGAAAACGGCUUUCACAAAGGCGAUGUGGCACCAAAGGGCCGAUGGAUGCCUGAAGAUGGUGUACAACGGGGCUCUGUCAGCUUGACAAAUAUGGCAGUCGGCGAUGUGUUAACACCCGGCUGGGAGAGCAAAAAGGAGAAGCAGAGAAUGAUCAUUGACGACGCUCCUGGGCUGGUCAAGAUCCCCAGCUUGCCACUUGCCUGGAGGGAUGCCAAGGUUCUGCUGCAGCACUUGAAGGGCCAUGGACAAAAGGUCCCGGAUGGGUGGAAAGGCGGCGUCCCAGAUGUUGAUGAGUGGUGGACCGGCGAUCACUCCUCCCCUAUUGUUCGUCUGCAAAACGAGCAGGACGAGGUCGAAAGACAACCCAUAUGGAACGUAUACGGCAGGGUUUUGGGCAUGGAACAAACAGCGAACCCGAUUAUUCUUGGAAAUCACCGCGACACCAUGGCAUUUGGCGCUACCCAGCCUCACUCUGGGACUGCCGUCAUGAUUGAGCUGGCUCGUAUUUUCGGUGACCUGUUGAACCGAGGUUGGCGGCCCCUGCGUACAAUCGAGUUCAUGUCUUGGGAUGCGGCAGAGUACAACAUGGUUGGUUCGACCGAGUAUGUUGAGAUGAAUCUGGACGCCUUGCGACGGAAUGCCUAUGCCUAUAUCAAUCUGGACGCUGCAGUCACCGGUACUCAAUUCACUGCUGCGGGAUCUCCACCCCUAGAAAGGGCAUUGAUUCGAGCCAUGGAACGGGUUGUAGACCCUUAUUUGAACGAUACUCUGAAAAACCAAUGGGACAACCGCAAAGCGAAGCUUGAAGGCCUUGGAGGUGGAGGUGACUAUGUUCCGUUCCAAAACAUAGCCGGCACGAGCUCGUUGGACCUCAAAUUCAAGGGAGAGCCAGUACCGUACGGCUCCAGCUAUGAUAACUUCAACCUGGUGGAGCAAGUGAUAGAUCCUAACUUUGCUUAUCACGGCCUCAUGGGCCAGGUUGUUGGCCUACUACUCCUCGAUCUGGCCGACAGAGCCAUCAUGCCGUUCGACAUGGUUGCAUAUGGCCGGAGCCUCGACCACUGGGUUCAUGAUUUGGAGACCUGGGUAAAUAAUCAGAAAGACGCCAAGGACGGCGCCUCAAAGAUACCGUUCCAAGAGCUCAAGGACGCUGUAUCGCUCGUCAAGAGCAAUGCAGAAGAAUUCGAGAAAUGGGAACUAGAAUGGGAUCGUUCAAUUCUCAGCAGCGGAGGAUACGAAGUGAACAGCCUCGGAGCCCAGCGCAUCAGUUACAAUGAUAAAAUGGCUGCGUUUGAAGCUUCCCUCCUAGAUUUGGAACUUGGCGGCGGUAUUCCUAAUCGCACCCAAUUCAAGCACGUUGUUUUUGGUCCACAAUUAUGGUCAACAUAUGACGAGGCAAUUUUCCCAGCCAUCCGCGAUACUGUAGAAGCUGGUGACUGGGAGCUAGCGAGGCUCAUCACAACGAAGAUUGCGGCUUUGUUACGAAAGGCUGCAACUAUUUUGCAGAUGUAA
This is a messenger RNA of Pochonia chlamydosporia 170, 2706 nucleotides long. Its product is annotated as glutamate carboxypeptidase Tre2. The transcript is spliced from 2 exons. Gene Ontology annotation, molecular function: carboxypeptidase activity. Lineage: Eukaryota; Fungi; Ascomycota; Sordariomycetes; Hypocreales; Clavicipitaceae. The record is from RefSeq and is a predicted model, not a curated record. Bases 1 to 2706 code for a protein of 901 amino acids.